Chara braunii is the source of this 2061-nucleotide messenger RNA. Lineage: Eukaryota; Viridiplantae; Streptophyta; Charophyceae; Charales; Characeae. The record is from the annotation of a GenBank genome assembly.
CUGAUGUGGAUGAGUGUGCUCAACCUAUGAUCAGACAGGAUGGGGAGGAGGCUACCCCACAGCUUGUGUUGACGAUUGCUUCCGCCCGGCCUACAGAGACUGAUACCAUGGACGAAGUGGUUCCCAAUACUGCAUCAGAGAGACCUUAUCGAUGGAGAGACACACGGGACAUGGCAUUAGAUCUCCCACAAAGGGAGCUACCGCUUAUGAUAGGGCCUUCCACUAUAGUACCGAUGCAGGAGCACGAGGAGCCUCAACCUGAGUGGCUGCAAGAGACGACGCCGAUGCAUGAUAAGCUAGGGCAUGAUGGGCAGAGGGUCCAGUCUCGGUCAAGGCCGGCAGUGGAGGAUGGUGAGAGAGGUGCGAUGGGACCCUCAUCAUUGGACGGAUCGUCGUUACUGAGCGAGAGUCGAUUGGCUGAGCAGCCAACUGAGCCUAGGGGUUCAUUGACUGCCCAGCUGUAUGACAUGGAGUCUCCUAGGAUGCAGAUGCGACAGGAGGUAUCCCGACCCUCGCCCAUGGACAUGGAGACAGAGCGAGUUGAGGUCGAGGUUUUGGGGCUAGAUAGAGAGGGUCUCACGGAGGACAUGCAGACCCAGCGAGUGGAGACACAGAUGGAGCACGAUGCACUGAGAGAGGUGGUGAGUGAUCUCCACACGUUUGUUGAGGGAAGAGAGGUCCAGACGCUAGAGGAGGCUGAGGCGGUGCUCAGGAUACAGGAGAGAGAGGCGAGUGAUUGGCGAGCCCAGGUUCAAAGGAUUCUCAGGGAGUAUGAGCCACCUGCUGACGCGACGAACAGGGAUAGGCUCGUGCGCAGGGUUGUCUUUGAGACUGUGCAAUCAUCUCAGUUGGAGAGCCAGGUGUCGACUCUUGUCAGGUUACGGCGAGAGACUGAGCAGCAGACACAUAGACUCUUCUAUGAGGAUGCGGCCACAGCCGGAUGGCAGGAGGAGGUUAGGAGGAGGAGACGGACUGGAGAGGAUCCCAUGUCGGAGGGCGAGCGUACACAGGCGGAGGAGGGGCUCCAGGCGAGAUUAUUAUGUGGCGCCUCAGUACGAGAGUUGGCAGGCAUGAUGGAGCAUGUAAGAAGAGUCACGCAGACCGAGGUUAAGCGAGGAGAGGUGCUUCAGGAUGCCGUACAGAGGAUCGGUGCUCUGGAGCGGGAGAAUAGAGGACUGAGGGGCACGGUACGUGAUCUUGUCACCAGCGCCGAGCGGGCAAGACAAUCCACCUUGAGGCUCGAGCAGAGGAUUACUCCUAGAGGAGAGUUAGAGGCGUCAGGCCAUGGCAGGUCUGUGAGAUUGGACAUCCCUCAGCGAGACUCACAGACGGAGGAGCCACUCGGGGCUAUACGGAUGACAUGUGAGGAGGCUGCAGUCGUCGACAAGCUCAUGCUUGAGCCAGACGAGAUCAAGAGGAGGAGAGAGGCAGAGGCACGUGGUUUGGACUGGGUCCCUCCCUCAGAGUUGGCUGUUCAAGGGGGUGUAUGGCGAGAGAUGGGUGGUAGGCACGACGAGCAAGAGAGGAUUUCAGAGCCACGAGACGUCAUGCCACAGCAGAACACGAGCGAAUCAGUGACACUACUGCCCAUGACUCUUCCAUUUACACCAGCUCCAGCUUUGGGGCCGAUGGAUAACAUAGUGCACCUCCUUUCUUCAGAGUCUGAGAGAUGUGACGAGGAGGCGACAGCAAAGAGGGCCCCGAGGAUGUUGAGUCCUGACACGGUGGGUAGAGUCGUACAGGAUGUGACAAUCCGACUCGAGAGGGCACGACCUCAGACCCUACCCGUGUCUAAGAAGGCGAAGAUCGAGGAUAGUAGCACUGAUGACCUGUGCUCAUGGUGUGACAGAGGAGGGCACGACAGGGUUGCUUGCCCUGCCUUCCAGGAUGACCUUAGGAGACGAGUCGUACAGUUUGACGGACAGGGACGAGUCAGAGAUAUGCGUGGCACCCUUCUUCCGAGAAGACGUCACGGUGCUAGGAGAGCUGUGUAUGACAGGCUAAGCAUUGAGCUGAGGGAUAAUGAGUGAUGGACUGCGUAUCCACGAGACGCUUGGACGA